AAUAAGUAGUGAUUCUGCACCCGUGCCCGGCCGGUCUUUAUUUUGUCUUGUGAGAAGUUAUAUGGGAGAGGCUGAGUCUUCCAACCUUAACUUUUGAUUGUUUGUCCUGGACUCAUUUCAAAACAAGCUGUGACAUGGAGGUCAGCGUAGAGGCCAAGAGGAUCAUGGUCGUGGCUUUGGGGAAACUGUACGGCUCCCGCACCCAGCGAGGGGGUCUCCGUCUCCACCGGAGCCUCCUCCUGACUCUGGUAAUGAAAUCGGCCCGGGACAUGUACCAUGCGGCCCAGACGACGGCGGAAAGUGUUGCACCAGGAUGUGAACAGCAACAACAACAGUCCACGGGUGAGGUGGCCACGGAGCCUACUGGCGUACAGAUGGAGCUCCAGGGUCCCGCUUCGCUUGCCACCGGAAAGCCUCGGACUUUACCCCGAGAGGAGGUCGUAUGCUCCCCCGCAGAGCUUCGCCGCGACGUAGAAAACAAGGAGAAUCUGUGCCCGACUCAGCACUCCAGGAAAAGACGGGGGAAAGCGGCUGUGGAACCGGACUUUCUGCCUUGCAAGAAAGCUAAACUUGAGCAGCAGCUCAUUGUAAAUACAGUUUUGCUGGACUAUGUGAACUGCAGCAGUGAACUGGGAGCACACCCAACCCCCAUUCCUCUACAGAGAGCCAUUGCAGCGUGUUGAAACCCUGCGCAGAUUAAAGGCAAUAAACUUUCGACACUGCCUGGGAGCCUGAACUCUACUAAUAAGGGCCUCUUCCAGGGUAGUUUGGACCAACACCCGGGAUUAUGUGUCCUGAAAGAACCAAACAUGACUCGGAACGAGUCUGGGCAUGUUACAUGAAUCAAGGAAGUAGUCCAGUUGGUGUGUAAUAGUCCCAGUGACUUUUGGUCUAAUUAUUGGCUAACGCUAAGCAAUGGACUGGCUUCAGCUGACCAAAGGCGGAACUUAAGCAAUAGGUUCAUCUGGAUGUGGCCUUGAACUGCCUCUAUGAACAGUUACAGCUCAGCAAAUUUAACAUGUGAGCGUGGGGACCAGCGCUGUAAGAUAAAAUGUGUUGAUGAAUUCAAGUGUAAAACCGUGACAACAACUACCUCAGUAUUUAUUAAACCAUUUUUAUU
Molecule: messenger RNA, 1120 nt
Organism: Sander lucioperca (pikeperch)
Lineage: Eukaryota; Metazoa; Chordata; Actinopteri; Perciformes; Percidae
Gene: ier2a
Product: immediate early response 2a
Exons: 1
Coding region: 135-683 (182 amino acids)
Source: RefSeq, a predicted model, not a curated record